Messenger RNA from Nyctereutes procyonoides (raccoon dog), 2150 nucleotides. RefSeq names its product transmembrane protein 219 (gene TMEM219). The transcript has 5 exons. The record is from RefSeq and is a predicted model, not a curated record. The coding region runs from base 938 to 1747 and encodes 269 amino acids. NCBI's taxonomy places the organism in Eukaryota, Metazoa, Chordata, Mammalia, Carnivora, Canidae.
GGACCCAACGCCGCAGAACCGGGAAGGGAUGUUGCGGGUGUUGAGUUCCUGCAGGAGGGGCUUUGCGGGGGGGAGGGGAGGCCCAGGGGCACCACCAGCCGCUGAACUCAGGCCCUGCCCUCCCCCUUCGUGCUUUCUUCCCCUUUCCAGACGUGCGGGGCCGGGAGGCAGGGCAGGGGCUGGGCAUUUGUGACACCUGCAUUUCCCCGAAGCCCUCCUUCUCCCCCCACCCCAUAUGUUUAUCCCGGUUUCCAGAUGUUCCUUUUCAUCAGGCUGUCGCUUCUCGCUUGGAAAAGGGAAACAGAAGAUGGAUUUCAGACCUUGGCCAUGCCACUCUGUGAAAGUCCCCAGAACCUCAGUUUCCACCACAGUAUUUUUUGCGUUGCUUCACCUGGUUUUAAAGAUCAGUAUGACACAGUGAAAUAGAAAGGAAAUGGACAUUUGUUGAAUUCCUGCAUGGCUGAAUACUAUGCAAAACUGCUUUAUUUGUCACAUUUAGUCUUCAUUAUUUGGUGUUCUUUCACAGAUCCUUAAGCUCACAAAGGUUAACUGAUUUUUCUAACAUAGCCAGUGAGUGGCAGAGGAGGAUACAGAUUGAACCGUCUUGCUCCAAAGUGGAGUUCUCAUCAGACACUUCCUUUGUUUAGGCUAUUGGAUGGCACCGCUCUUCAGCCAGACCCUCGCCCCAGAACAGCUGCUUCCUGAAUUUCUCCCCUUGACAGUUCUGGGUUCUUUUUUCCAGCACAGUGUGUUCUGCUUUGCUUCUGCCUUGAUUACUUCAGAAAUGAAAUGCAGCAAACAUUUAUUAAGUGGUGCAGGGGGAUGAACACUGGAAGUCAAGAGCCUUGGAUUCUUGUCCUGGCUCUAUCAUUAAGUGGCUGUGUGGCCUUGGGGAAGUUCUUGGUCUUUUCAAUGCUUUAGCUUCCCUUUGAAUAAAAUGGGUAAGUGCCUUCUGACUGGCAGGCUCUUGUCCAUCCUGUCCUCCAGCAGGCUCUCCGUGGAGCCCCGGACCUCUCUCCUCCCCAUGGGCAGCUGCCAGGCAGGGCACAACCUGCAUCUCUGUCUGGCCCACCAUCCGCCUUUGGUCUGUGCCACUUUGAUCCUGCUGCUUCUUGGCCUUUCAGGCCUAGGCCUCGGCGGCUUCCUCCUUACUCACAGAACUGGCCUGCGCAGCCCUGACAUUCCCCAGGACUGGGUCUCUUUCUUGAGAUCUUUUGGCCAGCUGACCCUGUGCCCCGUGAAUGGGACAGUCACAGGGAAGUGGCGUGGCCCUCACGUCGUGGGCUUACUGACCACUUUGAACUUUGGAGAUGGUCCAGAAGGGAACAAGACACAGACAUUCCAAGCCAUGGUCCUGGGUAGUCAGAUGGGAUUGAAAGGAUCUUCUGCAGGAGAGCUGGUCCUCAUUACUGCCAAGGUGACCACAGAAAGGACCCCAGGAACCUGCAUGUAUUUUAGUGCUGCUCCAGGAAUCCUGCCCUCCAGCCAGCCACCCAUAUCCUGCUCAGAGGAGGGAGCAGGAAAUGCCACCUUGAGUCAUAGGAUGGGUGAGGAGUGUGUCAGGGUCUGGAGCCACGAAGGCCUUGUGCUCACCAAGUUGCUCACCUCGGAGGAGUUGGCUUUGUGUGGCUCCAGACUGCUUGUUUUGGGCUCCUUCCUGCUUUUCUUCUGUGGCCUUCUCUGCUGUUUCACUGCUGUGUGCUUCCACCCACGCCGGGAGUCCCACUGGUCUAGAACCCGGCUCUGAGGGCACUGGCCUAGUUCCCAUCUUGUUCUCAGCUUCAACAACUGGUUGCUGGGCCCUCGGAGAUAGCCAUGGGAGAAAUGGAGAUACCCCAAGCCCAGGGAAGGGCUCUGACCAGAGGAACUGGCCACUCAAGAUCAACGUUGCUUAUUUUCUUCAGGGCUAGGCUCCACCAACCUGGAUAGGAGAUGGUGGAAUCCUCUUUGCCUUUCUUAGAUCUGAGUAGACUGGGAAAGGAAAGCUCUCUGGCUCCUGGUGGAUCCUGGGGUCCUAAAGCCACUCACCCAGUCCCAAUAAGCACUUGGACCGAUCUGUAGUUGCCAUUUCCUCUGCUCCUUCCUCACUGUUUUCAGCCAUCCCAGAGCUUCCCCCAAGGGUUCUCUCAUCUGCCCUGGUUUUUCAUCUU